AUGAAGAACAUAUUAGAAGGAGGGAGUUUACCAUAUGGAAAUGACGAGACUUGUUUAUGGCAUAAAAGGAUCAUACCCUUGUUUGAAAUUCAGAAAGGUUAUCCUUAAAAUAAAGCUGUAAAUAUCUAUCUACUCAUAAUCUAUAGGUUUAUCGUGACCCUAAGUGGAAGAAUAAUUUCAUCGCAGAUUUUUGAGUAUUUCUACCUCGUUGUUAUUAUUUGCAACUCUAUUGUACUUGCAUUAGAUGAUCCCACUUAGAUAACUAAUUCAACUUACAGGGAUAACUUAGAUAACUUUUUUUCAGCUCUCUACUUCUUCGAAUUUUUCCUGAAAAUAUUCGGCAUGGGCUUUGUUUUCAAUAAGGGGGCUUAUUUAAGAGAUUAUUGGAAUAUUAUCGAUUUUUUGGUAGUUAUAUAAUUAACAUUGUAAGUACUGAUAGAAACAGGACUUAAAUUGCAAGUAUUAAGAGCAUUCAGAGUUCUUAGACCGUUAAGAACAAUUACUAGCAUAGAGGGAUUGAAGUUACUUGUUUCUGCCUUAAUAGCAGCUCUACCAUUACUCAGAGAUACAAUUAUCAUUUUAAUAUUUUUCUUCUUAGUAUUUGGUAUUGGAGCACUCUAAGUUUUAUCAGGCGACUUAGAAAAUAGAUGCUUUGAUCUUGAAACUGGACUUUCUCACCAUAAUGAUCUUAUUUGUGGCAGAACAACUAUUUGUCCUCCAGGAUAUAUUUGUGGCUAGAGACUGCAAAAUCCUAAUUUAGGAGUUACUAAUUUCGAUAACAUUUUAUUCUCAUUAUUAACAAUUUUCCAGUGUACAACUCUUGAAAGUUGGAGUGUUGUAAUGUUAUAUGUUAUGAAAUCAACUCACUAUUUACUGUUCCUUGUAUUUAUCCCUUUAGUUUUUAUUGGUGCCUAUUUUUUACUGAAUUUGACUCUAGCAGUUAUCAACUUUAAGUUCACAGAAGCCCACAAAUUUUUUAUUGAGAAAAAAAAACUUGAAACUAUUAGAAAAAUGAGAAACACUUUCAUGGACAAUUUAAAUAUCUAAAAUUUGAGACUCUAGAAUGAAAAUAACUUAUUAGAUGAUACUGAAUUUAUCGAUGAAUUAGGAGAAACUCGAAUAAAUAGAUUUGAAAUUGGACUGUCAUUCUUAAGAAAUGCUUAGUUUAAAAAGAAGUAAGAGAGAAAAAAGAAGUUAAUAUACAUCAUUACAACAAAAAUAUGCUGCUUAAAGUGCAAAAAAAAUCGUAAAAAUCGAUAUAAAAUUGAGUAAAAUACCAGCAUUAAUCCAUUAAUAAGUAACCAUGACAAAAAAGGGAAAGAUCAAGAUUCAAAUAAGCAAGAGUCCUAGAAGAUAAGAUAUCUCCUAGAUCAAUAUCAGAUAGAUCAAAUGUAAUAAGAAAUUCUUAAGAAGACAAAGUUCAAGACUAAGGACUUUUCAAAUUUAAUACCUUUGAAGGUAAUGAAAUUUAAUGACCAAUUACUUAAAACCUACUUAAGAGGAAACAGAGGAAAAAUUUCUCAUGCCAAGAUAAAAGAUUCAAGAGCAUAAAUUACAAAUACGAAUAUAUUAUAAAGAAUACCAAGUUAUUAGCAAUAAGCCUUUGAAUAAAAUGAAGAAUUUAAGAUUAAUUUUUAUACUGGCUUAAUUGAUGAACCUCUUCCAAAUAAAAAAGAUUUCAGUAAAAUUAUAUUCGAAGAAAGUUCUCAGUUCUCAAUGAUUGAUAAGUAAGAAAAUAAUGAGGAACAGUCUGAAGAGAUUAAGGAAAAUUUCAGAAGAUCUGAAGAUAGCAAAUAAGAAUUCCUUUCAUAGGUCUCAUUUGAAUCAAAUAUUGAAAUCCAGCAGAUGAGAAAAACUAAAGUAACUAGUCCAUAAAAAUUUCAAAAUUUAAGUUCUGGGACAGUAACUAGUGGUUUGGUCAGUAUUGAUGAAAACUAUCCUCCUAUAGAUAUUGAGGAACGAAUUUUCCAGAUUAGAUAAAAGUAAACUUUUCAAGAAGAUAGAAGAUCUACUAGAGUAUUUGAGAACUUAAUUCUUUCAAAUCACCUAUUGAUGCAGAAAGUAAUUCUUAAAGUCCAAACAUUAAUUAACCUAACUUUGACAGUACAAUUAGAUAAAGCUAAGAUAUAAUUGAAGCUCGAGAUGCAAAGCAUUCACUAAAUAAAUAAUAAGAGAAGGUUUAUAGAAGAUGAUAUUAGAAGUAUAAGAAAAUAGGAUAAAAAAAUCAGUUUAUCUUUAAGCAAUAUACCAUCUAAGUAAACAUUGCCUCCACUUAAAAGGAAAAACACAGGCAUCAUUAUUAGAAAAUUAGUGAGUAGCAAUAAGAUCGGAUAAAUUACUUCAGAGGACUCAUAGGAAUUAUUUUUAGAUAAUUCAAAGAAAAAAAGCAGAUCUAGAUUCAAACAAUAAUAAAAGUUUGAUUUAGCGAUGCUGGUUGGUGAUAAAACUGCAUCAUAGCCAAAGUUUCAUCUUUCUUAACUUAUUAACCAAAAAUAGAAAAUCAUAAUAAACGAUAAGAAGCCAGAAUAUUUUAGUUCUUCAUAGAUAAAUGUUUAUGAGAAGAGGAUCUAACACUUUUCAAAGAUUCCUAAAAUUGACAUCAAUAAAAGAGAAGAGAAUGAAGAUGACGAUUUUCCUGACAGUAACAGAUACAGGCCUGGCAUAGCUAGGCCUAAGUGCAAACCAUAUUAAAUGAGAGUUAUGUAUCAAAUAAAUGAGGAUAAGCUUCAUAAUGAAAUUAUGACUAGACUUGUGGAAAGAGAAGAAUUCAGGCAUUUGGAAGAAUAACCAUAUCAAAUGCUCUCUUAAUAUGGAAAGAAUGGAACAUACAAUAUGAAUUUGAUACAAAGAGCUACAAAAAUCUCUGAUCUUUAUAUUACAAGUACACUUAGUUUUACUUUGAUUCCAUCAAGAAAAAAUGUUUAUCUAAAAGACUAAGUCAAUAUCAACUAGGCAAGGUUAUCGGAACAACAAGAAUAGAAUCUAGUGCCUGGUCUAGGCCAAAAAUUAUUAAGUAUUCAAGAUAAUUUGGAACUAGUUUAAUCUGCAUCUUCAUUCUAAUCUGGAUCCUCUAUAUCAGGAGGAGAAGAAAAAUUUGAAGACGAUUAAAUUGAUAUACAGAGUGAAAAUAACUAAGAAAAAGAAGACUAAAAACAUGGUAAAUUAGAAAAAGAGAAAUCUUAGUAAGACAGCUUUGAUAAUGAAAAAUAUGAAGAUGAUUAGCUUGAUAAUACCAAACAAAGGCUCACAUUUUCUAAUAAAGAGAGAGUAAAAUCAACUAAAAAUGUAAUUUAAGCUGAUAAUUAUAAAUUUGUGGAAAAUAAUUCUAGUAAAAUUUAAGAAUUAGGUGAUGAAAAUUUUUAGAGGCAUUUAAGUAGUCCUCGAUUAACUAUUCAUAAAUCCUAUAUGCCAAAAGUUCAAGAUAAUAUAUUUAAAACUCAGUAAUAGUUUGAUAUCAAUUACAAUUCACUCCAAAUAAAUAAUGCAAGACAUGCUAGACAUGGUUCUAUCUAAAAAUCUUCAACUAUGCACGUAAAUUUUCUUGAAGUUCCCAAAAAUUUCGGAAGUUAAAACAGAAUAAGGAAAAUACAGUCUAAUGAAUUAAUUCUGAUAAAAUAAUAGAAGUCUAAUUAAACUAAAGGAGAUUCUCCAACAAAGAUUAAAGAACUUUUAAAUAAAGCUAUUGAAAUAAAUGUUCAAACAAAGCAAAGAAGAUCAUCUAUAAGUAAUUCAAAAGACUAGCAUAUCGCGCAACUUUUACCAAGAGUAAAGUCUAUAAGACGGAAGCAAAAUACAUUGAAAGAUUAUGAAAGAAAGAAAGAAAAAUUAGAUAAAAUUAACCUAGAAAAUGUUCAUGAUUUUUUUCAAGGAAAUUUCUAUUCGUCAGACGAAGACAAAUAGGAAAAUGAAUUUGAGAGAUAAAAUUUAUAGUAUCAAAUAACUUAAGGUAAAAUUGCACUAAACAAAGAUAAUUUAGAUAAACUUAAUGCCCUAAAUAAUGAUUAAGAACUCUUAGAAUGCUCUAUCAAGAAGGUAAUCUAGACAAGUAAAAUUGGAAGAAUUAAAAAAUCAAAAGGCAAAGAUGACAUUCAAGAUGAUUUAUCAGAUGUGCCAACUUCUCUUUAUAGUGAUUAUGAGGAACUUAAAUAUCAAAGAUAAAGGAUCAUAAGAGAUGGUUAGAAAUCUAGAAAAUUUGCAGAUCUCAUUAAUACUCUUUAAUCUUAAACUCAUUCAAACUACUUUGACUAUUUGGUAAUGAGAAGAAUUGAUUUGUAAAAGAAAAAGAUUAUUUCUAGAUGGAGUGGCUAGGACGUUUUAAUGAACUCAAUGAACGAUUAUAAAGCACUAUAUAUAACUUCCAAAUUAAAUGGAAUUAGAGUAUGGCCAUAAGCUUGGGGAUUCCUUAAAUAAUUCAAAAAUUCUAUUAAGACUAUGGUAAAGUCUCCUAUUUUUGAAAAUUUCAUGCUUUUAUGUGUUCUAAUAAAUACUGUCAUAUUGGCUUUUGAUAGAUAUGAUAUUGACCCUGAACUUGAUUUGAUCUGCACCAUUUUUAAUUUGAGCUUUACUUUUAUAUUCUGUAUUGAGCUAUUACUUAAAAUUUCUGGUCUUGGAGUUACGAAAUAUUUUAAAGAUUUGAUGAAUUAUCUUGAUUCAGCUGUAGUUUUGAUUAGUAUUGUAGAGAUUACACUUAACUAGAAUCAAUUAACAAUAUAAGGAAAGCCAAAUACAAGUGGGCGAGUGAGUUAAGGUUCUUUGUCUGCUUUUAAAGUAGUUAGAAUAUUUAGAACAUUUAGAGUGCUUAGAGUUGCUAGACUUCUGAGAUAACUUAGAUCUAUGUAAAUUAUUAUAGGAGUUAUUCAAAGAUCUAUCAAAUCAUUUAUUUAUAUUGCUUUGCUUUUGUUCCUCUUUUUAUAUAUAUAUUCUCUACUUGGUAUGACAUUGUUUGGCGAUAUGGUGAAAUAUGAUGUUGGUAUUGGGUUAAGUAAUGGAAAUGAAGGCCCAUUAAGUAGAGCUAAUUUUUAGGACUUUCAUAACGCUUUUAUGACAGUAUUUUAGCUUUUGACCAUGGAAAAUUGGAGUUAUAUUCUUUAUGAUACUCUUUACUAUUCAGAUCUCAAUCAAGUUGUCAUAAUUAUCUACUUUGUUAGUUGGAUAUUUAUUGGAAACUUUAUCUUGCUAAACUUGUUUCUGGCCAUAUUACUUGACAGUUUUCUUGUUGAAGAAGAGGAAGAAGAUGAGAUAUGUAAGUAAGAGGAGGAAAAAUUAAAAUAAUUCGAAAGAAAGAAUAAAAAAUCUAAUAAGAUAAAAAAACAACAUAAAGAUAUAAGUAAAUUUUUCGCAAUGAAUACUUUGAGAAGGAAAUCAGAAAAACCACUUAAUGAUUUGAUAUCCAUGCUCAAAAUCAAAGGCAAAUAAAAUUAUAAUUAACAAUAGUAAUAGAUUUCAAUCAACUUGGCUCCAUCAUAAAUACAAAUAUUAAAAUAAUAAGAGGCUGAAGAACUCAAGUAUUUUGAGGAACUAGACUUCGAAGAUAGAAUGAAACUGAUUAUUAAAAAUGGUAUCUCACAGAACUAAAAACGGUUAAGAAAAAAUAAUAUCAGAGACAAUUUCAAGGAUAUAGAUUGCUAGAAUUCACUUUAUCUUUUCAGUAAAACAAAUAAAGUUAGACUGAUACUAUCAAGAAUUGUAAAACAUAACUAUUUUGAGAAAUUCAUACUUGUAAUCAUAGUAACUAGCAGUAUAAAGCUAGCUGUUGAUACCUAUUACUUGGAAGAUUAUAAGAACUAAAGAUUUCUUGAAAAUCUUGAUAUCCUUUUUACUGGCGCAUUUUUGAUAGAGUCGGUAAUCAAAAUCAUUUCAUUUGGAUUCAUAAUAGACAGAGGUUCUUAUCUAAGAGAGAGUUGGAAUAUUCUUGAUUUCUUUAUUGUUUUUACUUCACUUUUAGACUUGGCACUGGUAAAUAUUACUAUUCCCUCAAUCAAAAUACUUAGACUUUUAAGAACGAUAAGACCCUUAAGAUUUAUCACUCACAAUUCUGCUAUGAAAGUAUUAGUAGUAGCACUUCUAGAAUCAGUUGGGUCAAUUAUAAACGUAAUCAUAGUUGUAGUAGUUGCAUGGCUAAUGUUUGCAAUCCUAGGAGUAUCAUUUUUCAGUGGAAAAUUUUACUAUUGCACAUAAAAUAAGUACUAAAAUAUUACAGAGGCAGAAUGCAUAAAGGACAAUGGAGAAUGGAUAAGAUAUGACAGUAAUUUCGAUGAUGUCAUAAGAGCUAUGCUAACUUUAUUUGUUGUCAGCUCAUUAGAGAACUGGAAUGAUGUUCUUUAUUAAGCUGUUGACUGCACUAAUCCUGGCUAAGGUCCUAAAUUGAAUAAUUUCUAGCCAUACAGUUAUUACUUUGUGCUGUUUAUUUUGAUUGGUACUUAUUUUUUCCUUAAUUUCUUCAUUGGUGUACUCUUUUUGAAUUUUAAGCUGGCAAAGAAAAAAAUGCAUGUCUAAGAGCAAAUAAUGAAGUAAUAAGAUCCUAAUGAAGUCAAAUCUUAAAUUGAUGAAAAACUCUAGUAGCAGUACACAAUGUGGAAGGAUAUUUAAAUUCUUAUAAUAAAUGCUUAGCCUGACUAUGAAACCACAAACAUUCCAAAAUAGAAAUGGAGGAAGCUAUUUCAUUCAUUCGUCAGCUCAAAUGCUUUUGAUAUUUUUAUCAUGAUUUCCAUAUUGCUAAAUAUGAUUUAAUUAGCCUGCUACCAUGAGGGUGCAAGUUCUGAAUAUCUAAAAGUGCUAGAUGAUAUAAACAUUCUUUUCACUGUCAUAUUUAUUAUAGAAGCCACUCUAAAACUCAUUGGCUACGGAUUGAGUUACUUUAGGAAUGCUCAAAAUGUAUUUGAUUUUAUAAUUGUACUUUCUAGUAUUUCUGAAAUUAUGAUUGAUAAUCUACAAAACAACUCUGGGAGAAUAAUAUCCUUAACUCCGCAGAUCAUUCGUGUACUCAGAGUUCUAAGAGUCACAAGAAUUGUUAGACUUAUAGGAAAGUAUUAAGGACUAUAAGCACUAGUAUCUACUAUUAUGUUUUCUCUCCCGCCGCUUUUAAAUGUUUUCUCACUGCUAAUGAUCAUAUUUUUCAUCUUCUCAGUACUUGGUGUUUUUCUAUUUAAUUAAGUUGAAAAGGGAAAUUCAAUUGAUGGCGAAUAUAAAAACUUCAAAAAUUUUGGACUUGCAAUGCUUACAUUAUUCAGAAUAUCUACUGGAGAGGAUUGGAAUAAUGUAAUGUACGAUACAAUGAAUCCUAAAAAUUGUGCAUUCAAAACUGACUGUGUAAGUAGUUUCGCACCUAUUUAUUUCAUUAGCUUUGUACUGAUAUGUAGUUAUGUGAUGCUUAAUCUCUUUGUGCUUAUAAUCUUACAAUAAUUUGACAAAUAUUAUCUGCCAAAAGAUAAUGUAAUAUCAAAGUUUAAGAAAGACCUCCUAACAUUUAAAGAAGCUUGGAAGAGGUACACAAUGGAAAGGUAUAAUUGCUAGGUUAUUAGAGAUGCUUAAAUCAUUCAGUUCAUGAGAAAUCUAAGAGAUCCUCUGGGUAUGUCUUCUACCAUUGAUUAGAUGGAACUUUAAAAAGAUCUUGUCAAGCUAGGAAUCAGAACUGAGGAUGGCUAUGUAUACUUCAACGAAAUGCUUUAUAGAUGCAUGAGAAGAGUUUAUGGAAAUGUGAAGCUUGACUGUGAAAUGCAAAUCAAUGAAUUGAGAACUCAAAUUAAAAUUUAGAAGGAGAUAAUGAUAAAGUAAUCUAAUUCAUUCGGGUUCUUUUAAAAAUCUUUUGAAAAGGAAGCAAUAUAUGGAAUAAUGUAGAAAAAUAAACUUUACAAUCCCUUUGUAUAAAACUUCUACGCUAAGAUGGCCUUUGGCUAAUGGUUUCAACUUGUAGUUCUGAAGAGAGAAUAAAGUUAUACGGACUUUGAGGAAGAAUUAAAUAACAGAGAAAGAAUUGAGAUAGAGUAUGAAACUGAUGAAGACGUGUGCUUUACAGAUGAAGAUGAUAUUACUGAAGAUAGAAUACCAAGCAUGGAUUAAACUUAAACACAUAAUGGGUCUGAAUUAAAGUUGCAGCCAAAGAACUAUAUUCCUAUCAACAGAGAUUUUGAUUCAGCUAUUGUAAAUAGGCCGUCAAUAAAGAAAUAGAAGACACAAAUAAAUAUUGGUGAAAAACCUUCCUCAACAGAAGAAAAAUAGAGAAGGGCUAGCAGACCUAAGAAAUCUGUGACUCUCAUUGACCCACUAGAACUAGAGAGCAAUAUUAAUUAAAUAUCAUUAAGGCUAUAAAAUACUCAGGAUUCAAAGGAAAAUUCAAUUAAAAGCAGGAAUGAUAGCGAAAUAGAUCAGUUUUAUGUGAUUAAAUCUCCUAAUGACAACAAAAAGAUAACUUUACCCCCUAUAAAGGAUCAUAAGUAGAAGGCAGGAGAAAAUCUAUCAUUAACUGCAAUUAAUAACUACAAGAAAUUUUAGAGUUUCAAAAAUUAAACAAAUGUUGAAAUCAUCUAAGAAGAGGAAGAACCUCAAAGUGCUACUUUCAAUCAAUUAGAAUUGUGA
This is a messenger RNA of Stylonychia lemnae, 8574 nucleotides long. The record is from the annotation of a GenBank genome assembly. Lineage: Eukaryota; Ciliophora; Spirotrichea; Sporadotrichida; Oxytrichidae.